Molecule: messenger RNA, 1682 nt
Organism: Opisthocomus hoazin
Lineage: Eukaryota; Metazoa; Chordata; Aves; Opisthocomiformes; Opisthocomidae
Source: RefSeq, a predicted model, not a curated record
AUGAAGAGGAAGGCCCAAGCAUGGCACUACACUGUAGAGGAAGGGCGGGUGGUGAGCGUCGGGGAGCACAACGUGCAGGAGCUGAUCGUCGCCGCCGACAUGCUGCAGCUCACCGAGGUGGUGGAGCUCUGCUGCGAGUUCCUCAAGGGGCAGAUCGACCCGCUGAACUGCGUCGGCCUCUUCCAGUUCUCCGAGCAGAUCGCCUGUCACGACCUGAUGGAGUUCACCGAGGGCUACAUCCACGCGCACUUCCUGGAGGUGCAGGGUGGCGAGGAGUUCCUGGCCCUCACCAAGGAGCAGCUCGUCAAGAUCUUGCGAAGCGAGGACCUGAGCAUCGAGGACGAGUACCAGGUGUUCGCAGCGGCGAUGCAAUGGGUUCUGAAGGAUGUGGGGAAAAGAAAGAAGUACGUCGUCGAAGUGCUGGAGCCUGUUCGAUUCCCUCUGCUACCAGCACAAAGGCUACUAAAAUACAUAGAAAGUGUUCCAGACUUCAGCCUUCGGGUGGCCCUGCAAACCCUGUUGAAAGAAUAUUGUGAAGUCUGUAAAUCUCCCAAAGAGAACAAGGUCAGCAGUUUUCUGCAAGCUUCUAAAGGUCGUCCCCGGAGGAAAGCCAGGAAGUACCUUUAUGCAGUAGGUGGGUACACCCGACUGCAAGGAGGACGCUGGAGUGACAGUAGAGCCCUCAGCUGUGUGGAGCGAUUUGACACCUUCAGCCACUACUGGACCACAGUGUCCUCUCUCCACCAGGCCCGGAGUGGGCUGGGUGUGGCUGUGGUGGGAGGAAUGAUCUAUGCUAUUGGAGGUGAGAAGGACUCGAUGAUUUUUGACUGUACUGAAUGUUACGAUCCUGUUACUAAGCAGUGGACCACUGUGGCUUCCAUGAACCAUCCCCGUUGUGGACUGGGAGUGUGCACAUGCUAUGGGGCUAUCUAUGCUUUGGGAGGUUGGGUUGGAGCAGAGAUUGGCAACACAAUUGAAAGAUUUGAUCCUGAAGAAAAUAGUUGGGAUGUGGUGGGAAGCAUGGCUGUGCCCCGUUACUGCUUUGGGUGUUGUGAAAUGCAAGGUUUGAUUUAUGUUGUUGGUGGUAUCAGCAGUGAAGGAGUAGAUCUACGUUCUGUUGAAGUCUACGACCCAAUAUCUAAACGUUGGUCUGAGCUUGCUCCAAUGGGCACCCAAAGAGCGUAUCUUGGUGUGGCUGCUCUCAACGACUGUAUCUAUGCUGUGGGAGGCUGCAAUGAAUCUCAAGAUGCACUUGCUACUGUAGAAAGAUACUCCUUUGAAGAGGAAAAGUGGACUGAAGUUGCAUCAAUGAAGAUACCAAGAGCUGGUGUCUGUGUUGUGGCUGUGAACGGAUUUCUUUAUGCCUCGGGAGGCCGAGCUCCCAGUCAUGAUUUUGCUGCUCCAGUAACCUCUGACUCUGUUGAAGUUUAUAACCCUCAUAUGGACAGCUGGACUGAAAUUGCCAACAUGAUCACCAGCCGCUGUGAAGGAGGUGUAGCUGUGCUGUAAAACACAAAGAAAACUCAUUCAAGGAAUGAAUCAAUCUGGCUCCUCAGAUUUUCGGUUUUAUUUGCCAGAAAACUCUUCUGACACAGGAGCUUCAGUAGAAACAGUGGAGAAUUAGAUCAGAGGGCUUUUACUGAGCAAAAGGAAAUAUUAAAACUCUUGCCCUUCAGAGUAAA